Anopheles maculipalpis is the source of this 1230-nucleotide messenger RNA. It is a transcript of the gene senju, whose product is annotated as UDP-galactose transporter senju. The record is from RefSeq and is a predicted model, not a curated record. Gene Ontology annotation, biological process: pyrimidine nucleotide-sugar transmembrane transport. Gene Ontology annotation, molecular function: UDP-galactose transmembrane transporter activity. The transcript is spliced from 4 exons. NCBI's taxonomy places the organism in Eukaryota, Metazoa, Arthropoda, Insecta, Diptera, Culicidae. Bases 1 to 1230 code for a protein of 409 amino acids. Gene Ontology annotation, cellular component: Golgi membrane.
AUGACUAAUGCCCGCGUGAACUGGGGUGAGCUGUUUCCCAGCCGGACGAGCGGUUUGAUUUUUAUGACCUACAUGUCACUGUUCGUCAGUCAAGGCAUUCUGGUGACCGCUUCACAACGAUCCGAUAACUCCUACAGCUACAAUACUGUGCUUGUUGUAUUGCUAACGGAAGCACUAAAGCUUGUGAUAUCGGCCGGACUUUACUGCAGAGAAAAUAGCUUCCGGUCGCUUAUCGCGCGCGUGGUUGAAGGAAGCGAUGUGUUGCUGUUGUACUUUGUGCCCGCCUUUCUCUACUGUCUGUACAACAAUUUAUCAUUUGUGAAUCUUUCCACAUUCGAUCCAACGACCUACUAUUUGCUGCUACAGUUGCGCGUCGUUGUAACGGGCAUAUUAUUCCAAAUUAUUUUUAAAAAGUAUCUUAGCCGGAAGCAAUGGUUCUCAUUGCUGCUACUGACCGUUGGAUGCAUGCUAAAGCAAUGGAACUUUUCCAUAUUUUCCACCACGUCUCCGUCUUCGACCGGAAGUGAUUCGACCGUUGAGCCGCGAAAACCCGAAGCAGAUGAUGGUACUACAUUCCGGGGUAAAAACAUCUCCGGGUUCGAACUAAGCUACAGUGCCUUGCUUAUACUGGUGCAAACAUUUUGCUCCUGCCUGGCGGGCGUAUACAACGAGUAUCUGCUGAAGAAGAAAGGUUCCGAUAUCAACAUUUACGUGCAGAACGUAUUCAUGUACCUAGACUCGAUCGUGUGCAACAUGCUGAUACUAUUGCUGCAGGGCGAACUGGUCGGUGCUUUUACGAGCGAAAAUUUGCGCGAAAUCGCACGGUUUGAGGUGAUCGUAAUUAUGCUUAAUAAUGCAGCGAUCGGGAUCAUCACCAGCUUCUUUCUGAAGUACAUGAACUCGAUACUCAAAACGUUUGCCAGUGCGCUGGAACUGCUUUUUACGGCAGUGCUAUGCUAUUUACUGUUCUCUAUCCCCAUCUAUCUGAACACGAUGCUCGCAAUCUUUGUCGUUUCCUACGCAAUCUAUCUUUAUUCCCUUAACCCGGUAGUUAACUUGUCCAAAACGCCAACGGCAUCCAAAGGUGCCCUGAAUGUAACACACCGUAAUAGCGAUGAUCGUAAAACCCUGCUUACAAUCGGUGGGAAGCCAGGUGGAACGCGUUCACGGGCAAAUGUUAGUGAUUCGGAAGAUGAUGAUAAUGGAGCACCUAAGAUGGAAGAGGUGUGA